CCAAUAUAUGCGCCCGUUCCUUAUCUAAGGGGGGUUCAAGUGCCUCGCCAACCUCUGACUGCAUUUCAAUCAGUGAUCAGUGACCACAUAAAGGCAUAAGCUCCUAUAAAAACACAGCCUGCCGGCGUAGAGUGAGCAGUUGGCUGUCACUGCGCCUGCAUCUGCAUCUACCUUCACUCAACAGAAUGGCCAACCGGCUCACACUCGCACUGCUGCAGCUCCCCGUGGGACCGGAGGUGGCCGAGAACGUGCGGCGGGCGGUCGACGUCGUCCGGCAGCUGAAGGCGGCCAACCCACAGCUGGAACUGGCCGUUCUGCCGGAGAGCUUCAACGCGCCGUACGGGCAGGAGCACUUCCCCAAGUUCGCCGAGCCAGUGCCCGACGGUCCCACCUGCCGCGCCCUGUCUCAGCUCGCCGGCGAGCUGGCCAUCUACGUGAUCGGCGGCAGCAUCGUGGAGCGCGAGGGCGACAAGCUGUACAACACCUGCACCGUGUGGGCGCCGAACGGGGGCCUGGUGGGCCGGCACCGCAAGAUCCACCUCUUCACCAUGGACAUUGAGCCCGAAAACGGCGGCGGCGUGCAGUUCGACGAAGCGGCUGUCCUGACGCCUGGAUCCGAGCCAACGGUGGUGCGGAUCGGGAAGCAAAAGGUUGGCAUCGGCAUCUGUCACGACAAGCGCUUCGAGGAGCUGGCGAGGAUCUACCGCAACAUGGGCUGCUCCAUGCUGGUCUACCCGUCCGCCUUCUGCAUCUGCCAGGGUCCGAUGCACUGGGAGCUCCUCCAGCGAGCCCGGGCCACCGACAACCAGGUGUUCGUGGUCACCUGCUCGCCCGCCAGGAACAACAUGUCGGGGUACGUGGCCUACGGCCACUCGAUGGUCGUGAACCCCUGGGCACAGGUGCAGCGCGAGGCUGGCGAAGGCUGCGAGUUCAUCGUCGAGGAAAUCGAUUUCGACAUGGUCGAGCAAGUGCGGCGGCAAAUCCCCAUCUUCGAGCAGCGGCGCACUGAUGUCUACGCCUCGGCCAGAUCCGAAUUGUAAUAUUUUCCCCAAAUAAGUAAACAAGGCGCUCUCGAGCACAGCGGGAGUGAAUUUCACUGAUAGGGCUUGACAUGCUUAUCUCGUCGGAAAUACGUAUUGGCACAGCCACUGAAAUGGAACUAAAGCCGGAUUAAAUCCAUACCGUGGUACUCCGAAAUUUAACUGGGAAAUUGAACUGGGAAAAUUUGCUUAAGUCUUCUCUUGCGCAGUUGUUCGUGCUUAGGCGGCUUGGGAAAAUAAAUUGAAAAUCCGUUUUUAAA
Messenger RNA from Drosophila ficusphila, 1300 nucleotides. RefSeq names its product omega-amidase NIT2-like. Gene Ontology annotation, biological process: oxaloacetate metabolic process; L-glutamine metabolic process. Lineage: Eukaryota; Metazoa; Arthropoda; Insecta; Diptera; Drosophilidae. Gene Ontology annotation, cellular component: mitochondrion. The record is from RefSeq and is a predicted model, not a curated record. The transcript has 5 exons. Gene Ontology annotation, molecular function: omega-amidase activity. Bases 186 to 1040 code for a protein of 284 amino acids.